This is a messenger RNA of Drosophila obscura, 767 nucleotides long. RefSeq names its product small nuclear ribonucleoprotein-associated protein B. Gene Ontology annotation, cellular component: U2 snRNP; catalytic step 2 spliceosome; U2-type prespliceosome. Gene Ontology annotation, biological process: mRNA splicing, via spliceosome. The record is from RefSeq and is a predicted model, not a curated record. Lineage: Eukaryota; Metazoa; Arthropoda; Insecta; Diptera; Drosophilidae. Bases 105 to 704 code for a protein of 199 amino acids. Gene Ontology annotation, molecular function: RNA binding. The transcript is spliced from 2 exons.
GCUUGGAUUAAUCGACUAGAAUGAAUUCCAUAUUUUCAUUCUAGAACCGUGUUUGCUUGCUCUUAAAAAUACAACUUUUAAUAUUCUAAAAUAAAUUGCUCAAAAUGACCAUUGGAAAAAAUAACAAAAUGAUUCAGCAUCUGAAUUAUCGGGUGCGAAUCGUUCUGCAAGACUCUCGUACAUUCAUCGGAACUUUCAAAGCAUUUGAUAAGCACAUGAAUUUAAUAUUGGGCGACUGCGAAGAGUUUCGCAAGAUAAGAUCUAAAAACUCGAAAGUGCCCGAAAGAGAGGAAAAACGUGUCCUGGGCUUUGUUUUGUUGCGUGGUGAGAACAUAGUUUCUCUGACAGUAGAAGGACCUCCCCCUCCGGAGGAAGGACUUCCCCGAGUACCAAUACCAGGAGCUGCAUCAGGGCCAGGUAUUGGUCGUAUAGCUGGCAGAGGUGUACCCUUGAACAUGUCGGCAGUACCAGCAGGAUUACAAGGUCCAGUGAGGGGCAUAGGCGGACCCGCUCAACAACAUAUGGCUCCGAUGGGCAGGGGCGUGCCUCGACCUACCAUGAUGGGAGCACCCCCCCCAGGAUUAAUUCCUGGUGGUAUUCCUUCAUUACCAGGGAAUCUUGGACGUGGGGCUCCACCACCAAUGAGAGGCCCCCCACCUAGUAUAAUGCGAGGCGCACCUCCUACGGGUAGAGGUGGAUUUUAAAAAUAAUAUUUUCGAAUGUAUUUGGUCAAUAAAAAUUAAAUAAAGUAUUUUACAGAUACUUAA